Lepisosteus oculatus (spotted gar) is the source of this 2063-nucleotide messenger RNA. RefSeq names its product protein C (inactivator of coagulation factors Va and VIIIa), a (gene proca). The record is from RefSeq and is a predicted model, not a curated record. Gene Ontology annotation, biological process: proteolysis; blood coagulation. Gene Ontology annotation, molecular function: serine-type endopeptidase activity; calcium ion binding. NCBI's taxonomy places the organism in Eukaryota, Metazoa, Chordata, Actinopteri, Semionotiformes, Lepisosteidae. Gene Ontology annotation, cellular component: extracellular region.
UUAAACAUAGCAGUCCCCAUUCCAGACUUGCUAUUAUCUCUUCAGGUCCUACUCAUUUGGUCUGAAGGAGUCAUGCAGCCCUCAUUCUUCGGUCUUUUCUUCCUGGUGACAUGCUUUGCCAGAAGUGUCAGCAGCUCAGUGUUUUACAGCAGCCAGCAGGCGCACAUGAUCCUGCGUCAGAAACGAGCCAACAGCUUCCUGGAGGAGAUCAAGCCUGGCAAUCUGGAACGGGAGUGCAUGGAGGAGACGUGCGACUAUGAGGAGGCCAAGGAAAUCUUCAAGACAAAAGAAGCCACUCUCAAGUUCUGGAUGCAGUAUACUGACGGAGACCAGUGCGUUCCCAACAACUGUGUCAACGGCACCUGUAUCGACCAGGUCGGCUCCUACACCUGCCUCUGCCAUCCUGGCUUUGAAGGGAGACACUGUGACUUCCCGGUGUUUGCCACUAACUGCUCGGAGGACAACGGCGGCUGUGAUCACUCCUGCCAGGAGAGUGGGAACGGGACGAGCCGCAGGUGCGGGUGUUUGCCGGGGUACACCCUGGCCGAUGACGGCAGGAGCUGCCAGCCCUCAGUGCCCUUCGCCUGUGGGAAGAUCGUGGUGGACAGGACCCCAGAGAAGAAGAUAACCAACCCUCUGACAGGCCUCAAGCCCUAUGUGGUGGGAGGGGAGAAGGGGAAGAAGGGCCACAGCCCCUGGCAGGUGCUGCUGAUAAACGCACAGGGCAAAUUCCACUGCGGGGGAGUUCUGAUUGACAACUCCUGGGUCCUCACUGCUGCCCACUGCCUGGAGAAGGGAUCCAGAUAUCAUGUCCGAUUGGGAGAGUAUGAGCGCUACAAGCUGGAGGACACAGAGGUCACGGUGCCUGUCUCGGAGGUCAUCUCUCACCCCCACUACGACAGCAACAUCGCCGACAACGACAUCGCGCUCAUGAGGCUGUCCAGGCCCGUGCCCUACUCCCGGUACAUUCUACCCGCCUGCCUGCCCCCGAAGGGCCUGGCCGAGAGGGUCUUGCUGCGCAACGGCACCCGCAUGGAGGUGUCCGGCUGGGGCCGGGAGAAGGAAGGCUCCAGCAAGUCGAGCUCUGCCCUCCGCUUCAUCGACAUCCCCCUGGCUCCCCUCAGCCAGUGCGCCGAGGUCAUGAGCCAGUCCCCCACUGAGAACAUGCUGUGCGCCGGGGAACUGGGCGUCAAGAAAGACGCCUGUGAGGGGGACAGCGGGGGGCCCAUGGUCACCAAGUACAAGGGCACCUGGUUUCUGGUGGGGCUAGUGUCCUGGGGGGAGGGCUGCGGACGCACAGACAAGCUGGGCAUCUACACCAAAGUCUCCAAUUACCUGGACUGGGUCCAACAGGUGCAGAGCGCCAAGGGGAGCACCGCCUGAGGACGACGUGCUCUCACCUGGAAGGGGGCUUACUGAAAGUCCAGAGAAACUCCAGAGAAACUGUAUCCUGGAGAACGACAAAACCUUGCAAAUCACUAGCAAGAUACAUGUUAAAACUGUUAAUUCAGUGAACAGGAUCAAUCAUACUCUGGGAAUUGUGAAAUUUGCACAGCACUUCAGUAGUUUCACACAUGUUGUAUUUGCGAUGUGCUUGGAGCUCAGUUAUGUGCUUUUGAUUGUUGCAUUGUGUCUUCUCUUGCACUUCCAUUAGGCUAGGCAGGGAUUUCCAUACUGUACAUGUGUGCUGUAAUGCUUACGUAUCAGAAGGUAAAUCAGCAAUCUGCUUACAGAUGGGACUAAAUCAUGGCUUUGUCAUUGUUAUUAGGGGACAAAUAUGUGCAUCCAGAUGGCUAUUGCAGUCCAGAUCUGCCAUAAAACAUGUUUCAUUCAGUAACAUUCACAACACAUAAUACUGUGAAGUGAAGCUGUAGAUGAACAGGCUGUCAAUAUAUUGUUGCCCGAUUGGUGUUAUUAAAACAAGAGACUGAUCCACUUGGAAGAGAGAGGAGUGUUUCUGCAGUCUGGUUUUAGUCACACACAGAAAUUGAAUCAUUUUGGAAGAGUGUUCCCGAGCCUAACUAGCCUAUCUGAAAACAGAAUAAAAUGACUUUAAGACGUAA